GUGGAACGCGUUACAAUGAAAAUCGACGUUUCUCAUACCGAACAUUCUCAUCUUAUCGGUAAAGGUGGCCAAAAUGUCAAAGCAAUGAUGGUGGACACGAAGUGUCAUAUCCACUUCCCAGAUUCCAACAGGACAAAUAUUUUUGAAAAGAGCAACCAAGUUUCGAUUUCUGGAAGUCCUGCGGAUGUUGAUCGGGCGCGAAAGCGAAUUCGGGUAACUGAUUUGCACAAAUUCUAUAACUUCCAAAUUGAACGUCCUUCACAAACCAUCGCCCUUUACCGCGCCUCGCCAGUUCUGCAACAAAUUGAGGCAAAGUGGCAGGUUGAAGUCAGUUAUCGACAUAAGUACCUUUAUCCGCUCUCUGAUGUCGUUCCACUCUGCUCACCGGUGUCACAACUAUCCUCGGGCAUCGUCGUCAGCGUCCGCGGUCUCAACGCGUUUGCAUCCAGUGUCAUGGAAGCCACUCACUUUCUGUUGUACUAUCAUUUUGGAAAACUUGCGUACCAAACUCCUGUCUGGCUGACGUUGGAGAUCGAACCGAAGCACCAGGCCUUUAUUAUAAAUCACGUAGCCCCACGAAAGUUGUCUGAUGUUCUUUUUGAAACAACUGGGGCCAAAGUUAAAUUCCCGGACCAUAUCGGGAGUUCACUGUUUUCACGCCUUUUGCGAGGAUCGACUUCAGAUGUAAGCAGGCGCGGCUUUUAUCCAUCUCGGUUGUGUCUACCGAAGUAUAACCCGAUGAUGUUCGGUGAAUUGCAAUCACGGCAUGGUAUAAAAACAAUGGUGACGAUUACGGGAAACGUUGAAAACGUCUAUCUUGCCAGACAAUGCAUAAUGAAUCUGCUUCCGAUUGUCUUGAUGUCCGAAAUAACGAACGAAGAAUUCUCCUUCCUAGAGCGCCUCGAUUGUAGCAGUUUGGCGAGUACUUACGAUGUGGCUCUGAGCUUCCGUACGAAACAAAGGCAGCUUUUGAAGGUGAGUUGA
Dibothriocephalus latus is the source of this 984-nucleotide messenger RNA. The record is from the annotation of a GenBank genome assembly. Lineage: Eukaryota; Metazoa; Platyhelminthes; Cestoda; Diphyllobothriidea; Diphyllobothriidae.